This is a messenger RNA of Cercospora beticola, 1978 nucleotides long. RefSeq lists its product as uncharacterized. The record is from RefSeq and is a predicted model, not a curated record. Lineage: Eukaryota; Fungi; Ascomycota; Dothideomycetes; Mycosphaerellales; Mycosphaerellaceae.
CACAUGAUCCCAAAGCCUGCAAGUAGACCGACGCUCGUCGCUGUGCCUGUCGCAUUUCUGACUCGCAACCGAUGGCCGAGAGGACAUGCCGAGAGGCUUCUUCACGACGACAAUCCUUCCGAAGGUCUCUCGCCGAAGCUGGUCUGCCCGUGGAAGCCCUCGAACGAUUGGAAGCGAAGCGCAAACAGCUCGAUGAGUCCAUACACAAAUACAUUGCUGCGAAAGAACGAGAAUACAAGAGCUUCGAAAAGGACGAAAUUCAGAGACACAAGCUUGGCCUGGCGCAUGGAGAGAGCCGACCGCGAAGAACAUCUUCAGAGUCAACACAGGACACAACAGCAUCGCCGCCCAAGCAGCGUGGACAGCAGCAAAACGUGGUCGCCGCGCUAGUGUCAGCGGGCGUGCGCAGAGAACACAUUGGCCAGCCGCAUUCAGUAGCGGUGGUCGACGAUGAUGGUGCAGCACCGACAAUAGAAGCCAGGCCCUCGCUGGCCGGAUUGACCGAUCGACGGGCCAGCGAAGACCGCGACAAGGAGUUCAUUGGAGUUUUCACGCCGACCUUCUUGCCUGCACUGGACAAUGGCAGAGGUGGAGGUAGUUCCAGCCCGGCACGUGCAGAUUCUGCACCUCCUUCCCCAGCUGCAGCGACCACGAACGGGUCGGAUCCGAACAACGUACAUCGUGUAAAAUCAGACACGGAUGUGCAGGCGCAGCAGAAACGGCCAUUACAUUUACAAUUGGCCAGCCGCACGUCUUCCUCGGGUUCAUCUGCCGACGGGAAUAACAGACUUGCUUCAGCGCUCAAGUCGCCAACGCACCCACGAUCAAAACGAAAAAGAGUCUCGCUGGCAGUCGGCGAUACCAUUGUCGCACCUUCGGACAAUGUUCCAAUUACGAUGGGAUCCAACAAUAGCACGCCCUCUCACUCACGAACACGAUCGCCAGCGGAUCGAGAAACAUCGCCAAAGGUCGCUAAAUCAACGAGUCCGCCAAAGGACUCACCACAACAGACUGCCUCGGGAAAGAUGACAUUAUCGCCGCUGGCUGAGUUGACCAUGUCUUCACAGCUACCUCAUCGCGGGAGAAGCGAUAAAGGGAAACAACCUGUCUUUGGCGACCCGGUCAAAAAUGCUAAUCAGGCAGCACCGCAACCUUCAUCCAGGCCGUCCAUUGACGGAGAUUUGGAUUUCGCCCUGGAUGAGGAGGACAUGAUCCCCGAUGGCAGAGGCUCUUCACCACACACACGUGACCGCGCGGACGAAAUAAUGGGCCGAAUAAAAAGGGCCGAUGACGACGAAAUGUACGAACCGAGCGAGGGCAUUCUACCCGAAGAUCGCGAAACCGGUGACUCACACGAAGAAGACGAUUUUGAUGCUCACGCGCAACACAUUGAAUUUCACCCUGGGUCUGUGCAACAAACCAAUAAUCCUGGCUUCCGACGUCCUUCCGUGUCCCACGAUCCGGUAUAUACUGGCCGGGACUACGAUCGCGCAGAACACAACGCCGUUACGAAAGAGAUCUAUGGCUCGUCAUUUAACAGGCCUACGAGUAAGAGCUCCUUCACCCCUGGCAGUCUGGGCGAGUCCUUCAUGGCGAUGAACGCGGCGAGGAUGAUGAAGGAACGAAGAGCGAGCGAUCAGACGACGCAAGUACGUUCAUGAUGUGAUGCGAGUACACGGCGGAUCUGUGUCCAUUUUGAGGAGGAUAUACAGGAGGUUACAUCUAGAGGGCUCUUUGGCUUCUGAUAUACGAUCGUUUGUCUUGGGUGGGCAAAUGAGGAAAACUCUUUUGAUUGAAGAUACCCCCUUUUGUAGCGAGCUUUGCCGGCGAGCUUUGAUUGCUCGCGUUGAAAUACCGCAGCAACGCAUCAAAUCUGUCACUCCUUCACGUACUUCUCUGCUUCCUUCAGGUGGCUUGUGGUGUGCGACUUUCGACAUAUUGUGCGGGCGAAACAUGAGCUUUUUGAGAACUGUCUGUA